AUCAAAUAAAAAAAGCGCCAUUGUAGGCCGCGUCGGGUGCUAACCUCAAAAUCAUGCCAGGACUCGACGAGUUUCAACUCGUAACACGACGGAGAAGCCAUAUAAGACGUCAAUUCGUGAAUCACAUCCUGAACCGAGCCCUGAACCCCCGAGAACCUGAAAUAAACACAGAGCAUCUUCUCCGCGAAAUUCUAGAGGCGGUGAUAGCCCUAAGGAAUUCUCCAUAUCGACAAAUAUUAUACAAUGGUUUGGCCGAGUCCCUGAGCCUGCUUGAAGUGACUGCCAUACCGGAAAUAGUCUGUUAUGGAUUGGGAAAUUUUUCAGAGAGUCGUAGUGCCAAAUAUCAGCUGGCAGCCCUUCUGACUAUUAAAUCGAGAUAUAAGAGUCGAGUACAUCUCUAUGAUCCAGCAUUUUUUGCCAAAGAGAUCGAAGUACUGAAGACACUGGGUCUUUCCAUGAUCGAGAUUAAUGAGGAGGGCAAGAGAAAAGUGGAUAAUAACUUGACACUCUUUUACAUGCCACACUGUUUUCAAGGCAUCAUUGCUAAUUGCAUUCACGCUAACUGGGGGAGAGAACUGAAUAACUGCAUUCUCGUGACAAAUUCAUUUCGAGAAAUUAACGAUGGCAUUGUCGCUGAUGCAGGACUCAGGGACUCUGUCGAGCUGAUCAAGAGAGUUAUACCUUGUGUCACUGAGUUCAAGUUGGAGGCCAAUUUUGAUUCCGCCCGAGAAGCAUUCAACUCGACUUCCAUUCAUGUUUUUCCGAAUGAGAAACUUGACAGGGUGACACAAGAGUUCUGGGAGAACAUUGGCAAUCCUCCGUUUGUUCAGGAGGAUUUUGAGAGAGAGUUGAAUAGAUUAAGGGCCAAUUUUCCAUUGGCAGAGAUACAGUGAAUGUUAAAUUGUCAAGGAGGACUGCAUAGACAUUGAUGAAUUCUUAUUUUUUCAAUUCAAAGCACGAGGAUAUCCAAAGAAAUUUUUUACUCGAUCAGGAAUCUAGCGUUUAGAACUGAGGAAUUAUAUUAAGACUUUUUUGUUUGUGUUGAAACAC
Fopius arisanus is the source of this 1050-nucleotide messenger RNA. Its product is annotated as SRR1-like protein. Bases 54 to 893 code for a protein of 279 amino acids. Gene Ontology annotation, cellular component: nucleus; cytoplasm. Gene Ontology annotation, biological process: microtubule-based process. The transcript is spliced from 2 exons. The record is from RefSeq and is a predicted model, not a curated record. NCBI's taxonomy places the organism in Eukaryota, Metazoa, Arthropoda, Insecta, Hymenoptera, Braconidae.